This is a messenger RNA of Dama dama (fallow deer), 1976 nucleotides long. It is a transcript of the gene SAXO2, whose product is annotated as stabilizer of axonemal microtubules 2. NCBI's taxonomy places the organism in Eukaryota, Metazoa, Chordata, Mammalia, Artiodactyla, Cervidae. Gene Ontology annotation, molecular function: microtubule binding. The record is from RefSeq and is a predicted model, not a curated record. The transcript has 6 exons. Gene Ontology annotation, cellular component: centriole; sperm flagellum; ciliary basal body. Bases 1 to 1743 code for a protein of 580 amino acids. Gene Ontology annotation, biological process: microtubule anchoring.
AUGACGUAUCGCAAGGGUCGACUCCGGGUCCACAAUGAAAAGCAGUCGGGCGCGAGCGGACACUUAAGCUCGGGCGGCAGCCGCUCCCAUCCCGAGUUCGCCCCCGGCCCCGCCCCGCCGCCGCGGCGCCCCGGGUGCCCCCACCGCCUGGAGCUGCCAGAGGAGGACGCCCAGCGCCCUGCGGGCCCGCACUCACCGGCUCCCGCCGCCCAAUCACUCCCGCUCGGACCCCGGCGCAGACCACACCACGCACGUCGCAGACGCCCACAGCCAGCCGGCGCCGCGUCCGUCUCCUGGGCUCCCGCGGUUGCCUUGACUACGGAGGCCGCGGUGGAACGGCGGAAGUUGCAAAUUUGGAGGAGCCGAGGAGCCGGGAGCAUGAGGACUUGGUGUCUGUGUCAGAUUUGUACUUGCGGGCGACAUCAUUGCCCACAUGGAACCACAAGGAUUUAUGAAAAUUGUGGCGGGUCUUGUGCCACAACUGAAUAUUUGGAAAAAUAUCCUACAUACGGCAAUGUUCUUCCACCUCAGAGUCUGAAGCCCAAGGAAGAAUAUCAAGCAUAUGGUGGCAAAAUGGAAGGAAUAACAACAUUUAAGUCGGAUUAUCGUCCUUACGAAAUAGACAAACAGCCUCGCCAUGCACCAGAAGAAUAUAAACCAAAACAGGGGGUGAUUGAUCUUGGCACCACCUACAAACGGGAUUUUAAUUCUUACAAAGUACAUCCUGUGGUGAUAGUUCGGCCUCUGGAGAGACAACAAGUUAAAAAAGGAAAGCUGGACACUGUCCCAACCUAUAAAGAUGAUUAUAGAGCUUGGGACAUUCAGAAAAGUGAACUCUACAAGCCACAACAAACUUACUAUCCCCCUACUGUGAGAUUUGGAAAUUCAACAACAUUUCAGGAUGACUAUGUCCCUCGGGAGAUAAAGCCUAGACAAAGCUAUAAACCCAGCCCCGCGGUCGAACGCUCUACCAUCCCCUUUAGCGGUAACACAAGUCAUCGCCUUGAUUAUGUGCCUCAUCAGCCAGAAUUCAAGCUGGCAAAGCCAAAAGACAGCUACAAGCCACCCGACCAACCCUUGGAGGACCUCACAACUCACCGAUGCGACUUUCAGGGUCUCGUCGGUGAAACAGCAAAGAUCUGCAGACCUGCACACACCAGAGUGGCCCAGGAUGCUCCAUUCGAAGGAAGCACUGAGUUCCGGGACAGUUUUCAAGCAUGGGCACUCCCAGCACCGCAAGUUCAGAAAGUGCUGGAGUACUUCCCUCCCGCAGGCACCAUGCAGCUGCAGAGCACCAGCCACCUCGACUAUGUCCCGCAUCAGGCCACGCGUGUGUUUCCCAUCAGGCCCGCUUCUCGUAGGAGAAAUCAUAGCUUUCCUUUCCAAGGAAAGAGCACCACGAUGCAAGAUUUCCCAGCAUGGGAAAGCUGCCGUCAGGGACUCAUUAAGCAGGAGCCGCAGAUCCCCAGCCCGUCUGGAAAAUUCGAUGGCUUGAGCACUUUCAGGUCUCACUACGUGCCCCAUGAACUAAUUCCCACCAAGAGCUGCAAACCUGUGGAUGCUCCCUUGAAGAGGUCACUUCCGUUUGACGACGUCACCACGUACUCUCUGGAGUAUAUGCCCAAGAAACUGGAGACCUGCCCGGCUAGCUACCCUUCCCCUCCUGGCUACCUGUUUGAAACUACAAAUUCCCGAGGUCAUAAAUUCUUCCGCAAGAUCGCUCCCGUGGUGAAGGCCUUCUAAUUCUCAAAUCAGGUUUAAAAGGAAGCGGACUUACACCAUGUUGGCUUCUCAAGGACAAAAUCAAUUUUCUAUAAUAGGAAAAAAUAAUUUUUUUUAAGUGAAAACUAAUCAUUUUUUAAAUUUUUAAACAAGAAAUUUAGAAAAUCUGUCAGAGGAAAUCAGGAUUUUUAAAUCCAUUUCGAAUUAACAUUUUAACCAAGAUUGUUGUUUAGUAUGCAUUUCUGAGACUUAAA